CCGGCGGGCCCGUGACGGCGGCUGGGCCGGAAGGCUGGGCCCGGCUCCUGCCCGGCUCCUGCCGCCCUGCCCUGCCCUGCCCGGGCCCUCCUCGCUGCCCCUUCUCCCGCCCUGCAGCGCCGUAGCGGGGCUUCCCCUGCGGCGGGAGCUGCUCCAGCCCGCCCGGGCAGCCCGCGGGGUUCCCGGGAGCGCGGCCGCCGCGCGAAGCCGCCAGGAUGGAUGAGGAGCCCGAGCGGACCAAGCGCUGGGAGGGGGGCUACGAGAGAACAUGGGAAAUUCUCAAAGAAGACGAAACCGGCUCCCUGAAGGCGACUAUUGAGGACAUUCUUUUCAAGGCGAAGAGGAAGAGACUCUAUGAACACCAUGGGCAGGUUCGACUUGGAAUGAUGCGUCACCUUUAUGUGGUUGUUGAUGGAUCAAGAACCAUGGAGGAUCAAGACUUAAAACCAAACAGACUUACUUGCACUUUGAAGUUACUGGAAUAUUUUGUUGAAGAGUACUUUGACCAAAAUCCUAUUAGUCAGAUUGGCUUAAUUGUAACCAAGAGUAAAAGAGCUGAAAAAAUGACAGAACUCUCAGGUAACUCAAAAAAGCACAUAACUGCUCUGAAGAAAGCAGUGGAUAUGAACUGCAGUGGAGAGCCUUCUCUAUAUAAUUCACUAAAUUUGGCCAUGCAGACUUUAAAGCACAUGCCAGGACAUACAAGCAGAGAGGUUUUGGUAGUCUUCAGCAGUCUGACAACAUGUGAUCCAGCCAACAUCUAUGAUCUAAUUAAGUGUUUAAAAGCAGUCAAGAUCAGAGUGUCUGUCAUUGGCCUAAGUGCUGAAGUUCGAGUCUGUACAGUACUUGCCCGAGAAACAGGUGGAACAUACCACGUUAUUUUAGAUGAAAGUCAUUAUAAGGAGCUGCUGAUGCAUCAUGUUAGUCCUCCACCUGCCAGUUCAAGUUCUGAGUGCUCCCUCAUUCGGAUGGGUUUUCCUCAGCAUACUAUUGCUUCUCUAUCUGAUCAAGAUGCAAAGCCCUCCUUCAGCAUGGCACAUUUGGAAAACAACAGUGAGCCGGGUCUUACACUGGGUGGAUAUUUCUGUCCCCAGUGCAGAGCCAAAUACUGUGAACUUCCUGUGGAAUGCAAAGUCUGUGGUCUUACAUUAGUGUCUGCGCCUCACCUGGCUCGGUCUUACCAUCACUUGUUUCCUUUGGAUGCCUUUCAGGAAGUGCCUCUGGAAGAGUAUCAGGGGGAACGGUAUUGUCAAGGCUGCCAGGGAGAAAUGAAAGAUCAAAAUGUUUACGUAUGUAAAGUGUGUCAGAAUGCAUUUUGCGUGGAAUGUGAUUUGUUUGUUCAUGAUUCUCUGCACUGCUGUCCUGGAUGUAUUCACAAGCAAACUGCUCCCAUAUCCGGAUGAUGGAAUCUCUAGAAAUUGUAUCUGUGUCAUUCUUGGAUAAAUCUAUUUUUAUUCAGCCAUAACAUUCACUGAGGCACCUCGAAACAAGAAGGACAUAGAUGGUUACAGAACGAGGAACACUGGCUUGGGAGCAAACAUUAAUUUUUACCUAAUGUAUGAAUGGUUUUGCUACUGUUAAUAUAUUCUUGAAUUAUCUGUAUCUGAUUUAUUUUCUUCUUGUCUGAAAAGCUCUGGCUUUUUUUUUAAUGUUUUCAUGAACAACAUGUAUAUUUGUAAAUGUGAAAGUGAUAAAACUGGUUUGUAUGAUAAUACGAUUCAUCUUUGUUUCAUUAUUCGUUUAAAAAAAAAAAAGCCCUGACACUAUAUUGUUAUAAGAUCUAGGUUUUGGUAGAUGGUGGAGUUCUAUAGAUCAAAAUAUUUUUUGGUAAGAAUUUAACAAAAAUAGAGCAAUUAUUUGGGGGAUAUUUCAAAUAGUAAUUGAAAGUAUUAUGGCUAUUCACAUUGGCCUUUAAUAACAACUCAAAUACAACUGUUAUAAAUGUGCUGAAAACAUGUUUUGAGUUUUAAUGGUACAACCCAAAACUAGCAAUUAUAUUACUAAUGUGUCUGUAGUUGUGUGGUUUAAGUUCCACUUUCUUGUAUGAGCAUAAGGUUACUUAAAGGCAGCAAGUAGAAUAUCCACUUACCAGUGUAGAUGGGACAGAGGUUAAAGAUAGUCCUGGUACAUAACUAAAACCUUGCUUUAGCUUUCAGUAAGUAGAGGAAUGUACAGUUGCAGUGUCGGGAUGGCUUCUGCAAAAGCUGGACCAAUGGAAUAGAAAUGGAAUGACAUCGUCUGAGGUGAUAAUACAUAAAUAAUACAUAAAUACCUAGACCAUCUCAGGAAUAAAGUAAGGGAUUGCAUUUUGGGAUCAUUCCCUCCCUAAGGUGUUCCUGCCUCACCUCCACACAAACCAUGACCCCAUAUGGGACAGGAUCAGGCAUUUCCCUCCUUCCCCUCUUAGAUAAUAAAGGUUAAUCUGGAUGUGUAAAUAAUAAGGUGUAUUCAGAUAUGAGUACAUGUGUAAGUACUUGGUGUUUCAAAGACCCUAUCUCACCUGAACCCUUCUUCCCCUAAAUUGUGUUAAAUUCCCUAAUAAAACAUUUUAAUUCGUUAAACUAUA
Apus apus (common swift) is the source of this 2566-nucleotide messenger RNA. RefSeq names its product general transcription factor IIH subunit 2 (gene GTF2H2). Bases 216 to 1403 code for a protein of 395 amino acids. The transcript is spliced from 15 exons. Lineage: Eukaryota; Metazoa; Chordata; Aves; Apodiformes; Apodidae. Gene Ontology annotation, molecular function: zinc ion binding. Gene Ontology annotation, biological process: DNA-templated transcription; regulation of transcription by RNA polymerase II; nucleotide-excision repair. The record is from RefSeq and is a predicted model, not a curated record. Gene Ontology annotation, cellular component: transcription factor TFIIH holo complex; transcription factor TFIIH core complex.